Messenger RNA from Ogataea parapolymorpha DL-1, 1512 nucleotides. RefSeq names its product histone acetylase. The record is from RefSeq and is a predicted model, not a curated record. Lineage: Eukaryota; Fungi; Ascomycota; Pichiomycetes; Pichiales; Pichiaceae. The transcript has a single exon. The coding region runs from base 1 to 1512 and encodes 503 amino acids.
AUGGGUGGUUUUAAUAACGUUAUCUUAUCUAACAGUCACUUUGUUCCUCAUUACAAUGUCUCCACUGGUAUUGAGCGCCUUACUGUGUUGCUGAAAGAUAAAGAGACAACGGCAACGAUCUAUCCUAUCUUUUCGCCUGAUGAUUUGCCAUUUGAGCUUUUACGAUUUUUAACGCAGGAAUACAAUGAUGAGAUUGCUAGGGGAGACACUCAACCGUUCUUUGAGCCUUUGACAAUCGACGAGUUCAGGGAUUACUGGCUUGGUCAGUUUGCUGCUGUAAUGGUGUUGGGGGACGACCCAACUUUGGACACUUCGUGGUCGCACAAGGAGUGGGCCAAGAGAUGUCUAGGGACAUUUUUCAUUAAAGCAAGUUAUCCAGGCAGAUGCGCACAUGUGGCAACAGCAAACAUACUUGUGAAUGCGGGUAUUAGAGAAAAAGGUAUAGGCAGAAUUUUGGCUGAAUGUUUCCUUGCAUGGGCUCCAAAGCUAAGCUACACGUAUGCGAUGAUGGAGCUUAUUUUUGAAACGAACGCCCCGGCAAAAACUGUCUUGGAGAGCCUUCAUUUCAAAAAGAUCGGGCGAAUUAAGGGCUGUGGACUACUCAAAAGUAAUAAAGACUCCUUGAUAGAUGCUAUCACUUAUGGUCGAGAGUUAGAUCCCCCCGAGACCAAGACUGACCACAAUUCAAAAUAUGAGAAAAUUCGAGACUUCAUUCUCACAAGAAAGUAUCCAGAUGAUGCAGAUCGGCAGGAAAAGUCCCGACUAAGAGCUCUCGCUUCUCACUAUACCGUGGAAAAUGGUCACUUGUACUUAAAAGGAAAAGAGGUCAUCAUGACACAGAAGGAGCAGCUUCGAAUUACCAAAGAUGCACACGAACGUGGCCACAUCGGAAUCAACAAGACAACGUCUUAUUUGUGCGAUAGGUAUCACUGGCCAAAAAUCAAAGAGAUGGUGACUCAAGUCGUGAAAGCUUGCCCAGAGUGCAAGGAUCCAACCCUAAUAUCUUUAAAAAGAUCGGAAGUCCCGACACCGAAGCUGCGAACAAAAUCGCCAAGGCAGCAGUAUAUUCACCACCAGUCGCCCAAUACUUUAUCGCAGCAGUUACCGGACAUUGCUCACAUAUAUCAGAACACACAUAUUGAUUCGUCUAACCCUCUCAAUGAUAUUUUGGCGGGCUCCGGAAUCUCGGAUGUCGUUGAAAUGGUUCAGCGACAACAUCGCCAUAUACAAGAGCCUCAUCAAAACCAUACAUUCGCGGACUAUGCAUCUCAUUAUCAUCCAAAUAUAACCUCCAAUUUCCACUACAACUCGCCUGGCGAUCAUUCAGAAACCCCUACUCCUGCAGACUCUCAAAAUUUGCGGUAUAAAACCCCUAAUUCGAUUCCCAUUGAUCCGGCUGUUACUAAGUCACAUAACCAAGGCUCUAAUGAUGGUUCAGAUGUUGCAGCCUCUUCCGAGAUAGACAUGGCUCGAGCAUUGCUCAAUAGUGGACAAGGACAACCCAGAAAUUAA